Messenger RNA from Schistosoma rodhaini, 3351 nucleotides. Lineage: Eukaryota; Metazoa; Platyhelminthes; Trematoda; Strigeidida; Schistosomatidae. The record is from the annotation of a GenBank genome assembly.
GCUGAAAUAAGGUCUCAACUACUUGUUUAUUCAGACAUAUUUUCGUUCCUUAAUGAAGUAGGAGGCAAAGGAAGCAGUCAGUUGGAUAUCGGAAUAGAAAACAGUAGUACUUAGAAACUUUUGCCAUCCUUCGGAGUAGGAAAAAUCUCAAUUGUUUGUCAGUGGUUUUGAUUCUGGGUUGUAUGUAAUAAAUACUGAAUGCCUUAAUCCACGUGAUAUACAGGACUUCAUCCCCAGUUGUGAGACGUCUUGAAAUCCUGAUACAGGACCUUGAAUAAUCACAUCACUACAAAUGUUGGACUGCGACUGUAGUGAUGAUGAUCUUGAUAGAUUACUUGAAAUUGAUGAAGAAGUAAAGUAUGAAAAUCAACAAUUGCCCAUUGUUGACUUGGGCACAAAUAACCGUUCCCAAAAUCCUAGCCAUAAGAGGACUCUAUCACCGGAGUUGGAGCAAUGUAGCUCAUCAAAAAUAUUAAAGACAUUGGUGGCUGAUCAUGAGAAGGAAAAGCUCCAAGAUAAUAUUCAGCCAUGCACAUCUACAUCAACAAAUGCUGGUCUAUUGAAAAGGAUUCCGUUGGUCGGGGAUUAUGUUUCAUUGACGUUUAAUAGUGGUGAACGAUUUUAUCUGAGUUUUAGUGAAUCCGAUAUUGAUGAUUUACCUGAUAAAUCGUACAAGUAUUUUUGUAACUAUGAAUCAUCAGGUUUAGUUUAUAAAGCUGAGGAACUUCUGAAGAAUUCCAAGUCUAACAUGAUCAGUGCACAAAUCGAAGAAAAACACAGCAAAUCUGGUUUCGCACAGUUAUGGACUACAAAAUAUUCCCCAUCUACUUAUUUAGACUUGAUAUCAGAUGAGACUACUAAUCGAACUCUCCUCAGGUGGUUGAAAUCCUGGGACCCAUAUGUAUUCGGGACACCAGUACCUAAAACCCAAAUUAAAUCAAACACGAAUCUAGAACCGGCACCAUACAAAUCAAAUGAUAUUGAAGCUAUAGCUGGUGAAAUUAAUCCUCGUGAUGGACUACCUCGAUAUAGACUGAUAUUAAUUUCUGGACCACCAGGUUUGGGAAAAACUACUCUUGCUCACUUGUUGGCUCAGCAUGCUGGAUAUCAAGUAAUUGAAAUAAAUGCGAGCGAUGACCGUAGUUUAGGUGUACUACGUGAUCGUUUAACGGCAAUCGUUUCUAGUUCAACCAGUUUAAAUACAUCAAAGAAGACAAAUUUGGGUAAUCAUGAAACAAAGCUUAAGCCGUGUUGUUUGAUCAUGGAUGAAAUAGACGGAGCUAUGCCUGUAGUAGCUGAACUAUUAGCGAAUGCUGCAAAAAAUACUUUGCCGUCUAAUACUGAACGACAACAACAGCGGAAUAGACGUGCUAAUCCUCCUUUAGUUUUGCGUCGUCCUGUUAUCUGUAUAUGUAAUGAUCUAUAUUCUCCAUCGAUUCGAGCGUUACGAGCUCCCGGAAUACCUUGCUUAACUAUACGUAUACCCAUUGUUGACUUGGGUCGAUUGGUUUCUAGACUUGAUUUAAUAACUAAAACAGAAGGAUUAUCUAUUGACAAAAUAACCCUUACACAAUUGGUAGAAAUGUCUGAUCGAGAUAUUCGUUCGUGUUUAAAUACAUUGCAAUUCUUGAGUUCAGUGAAAUCUCUAGAUGAUAAUAUAAACCAUAAAUUAGGCUGUUUGUCAGCGAAUGAUAUUUUAUCAUUGUCCCAAUUUCAUAACGGUGGUCUGAAAGAUGUUCAGAAAGGUAUAUUUGAUGUGUGGAAAGCUGUAUUCACCAUUCCUUCAUCUCGUUUACUUUCAAAUCGUAGAAUAACCAAGUCUGAAUGUAAUAAUAAUAAUAAUAAUAGUAAUAAUAAUAAUGCAAGGCGAAGAAAUGGUAAAAAUCAUGAUACUCAGUCUGCUAGACUGGCCUAUAUAAUGGAUGUUAUAGAAGCCUCUACUGAUCAUCAACAAGUCACACUGGGUAUAUUUGAGAAUUAUCUUUAUGGUCAUUUAAAGGAUGCAACCUUACGAGUAGCUCGUCAGGCAUCUGAGUGGUUUGUGUUUGACGAUUUACUUAACACUUGUGUACAUACUAAAUCGAAUUACUCACUCAUACGCUAUGCUAAUUUCUUGCCUUGCUGGUUUCAUAUGGCUUUAGCUACACCAUCAGGUCUUUUCAACACAUUUAAUACUGCUAAUAACACAUCAACCGGAAAUGUCAAAUCUGUAGGUGGUUUACGUUGGCCUUCUGCUCCUUCGGAAACUGCUGCCACUCGUUCACAUUAUUUGGCAAUAUUGGAUCAGUUAUAUUCAAAUCAAUGGAACCUACCUCAAUGUAAAUCUGAUAAGUCUGUCAGUAAUUUUAGCAGUUUUCGGUUUCUACCACGUCGUCAUUUUUUAUUAGAUAUGGCACCUACUUUAAUUACUCUUUUGAGUCUGAUCGCUUCCACUCUUCGGCCGUUGAGUGCACAGCUGUAUAGUCAACAGGAGAAGUUAGCGCUUGACAAUUUAGUCAAUUUAAUGUUAAAUCUUGGUUUGAAUUGGUUGGCAGAACAGGAUUCUGUGAGUAACGAAGUUAAAUAUCAACUUAAUCCGCCAUUAGAUCUUGUUGCUUGUUUCACAAAGUCAAGUAGUUUGAACUCACUUGGAUACGGUACUAAACAAUUUAUUGCACGUGAGUUAGAAAUUGAAAGAGUUCGACGUUCUGAAUCAAUGAUUAAUCGAAAUGUUAAUAAAUCAGAAGUUUGUAAUGACAUCACUAAAUUGAAUUCCAAACCAUCACUGGAGAAUUUAAUGAAUACUGAAUCACAAAAAUCAAAACUUAUUGGUACAAAAAGUUCAAAGGUGAAAAAAGAUUUCUUUGGACGCGUAAUCAAUGAUAAAAUGAACAUUUCUAAUACUGCGAAUACAACUGAAGAUUGCGGUGAGCAAGGAGAGUUCAUUGUCGAUCGGGAUAUUUACUACCGCUUUAAGGAGGGCUACUCAAAUGCAGUUCGACGACCGGUUACUAUGAAAGAAUUCUUGUAAAUGAACUUGGAACUCCUACAAACAUUUUAAGUAUAGUCGCAGGGUAAAAGUAAUUUCACUUCGUACUUCGUUUUCUUGUUAAUUAAUUCCAAUGAUUGUAUGCAGUAUUUUGGAUCUGCGCACAUUGAUUCUUUUGUAUGCUUGUCGAGGAAUUGACAAUUUUGAGUUCAUAUAAAUCUUUAUUAUUAUGUAUACAGUUACAUAUGAAUUUCUUUAGGAUACUCGGUUAUUUUAUGAGAUUUCUCACUUACAAGAGUAACCUGAAACGAUGAGUUUUUUCUCUGCCUGCUUAUACUUACCGAUUCUAUGUAUUGUAGUGCCGUGCUUCGAUCAUAGUUCGC